AUAGUUAUAAGUAUUUUAAAGUUUUAUAAACUUAUUUUUUUUAAUAUAUAGUUUUAUAUUUGAAACCCAUUGAAAAAAAAUACAGUUUCUUUUUCUUUUUUUCCUAUAAUGUAGUACUGGAUGCAUUUUUGGGUUAAGAAAAGAACUCCAUUCAUUGGAUAAAAGAAAGGUGUUAGCGAUGGACAGUAUAUAAUUUCUAAGAAACUUUUAUCGGAUAGGGACUGGUUUUAAUUAUGUGGUAGUGAUGACACAUUCAAACCUGUUGCUAAAAGUUUAAUUUGGGUCCGUUUCUGGUCUAAUAUACAUUUCCUUCUUCUUUUUUCCACAGGAAAAACAUUAAAUGUCACAGAUUCUCAGUAAUAUCUCAGAGGCCAUCCCUUCCAUAACGUCAACACCUUCGCUUAGCUGUCUCCCUAUUUAAAUUCUCUACAUGCAACAUCCCAUUAAAUAAAAAUAAAAGAAAAACAAAACCCACAAAAAAUCAAUAUUUUCUGGGUUUUGUUAUUUAUUUAAAUUCAAGAAUAUGGAGAGAGCCUCUUCUUCCUCCUCCAAGUCAUCAUCAUCAUCCAUGGCUUCUUGUUCUUCUGAUCAGUCUCUUUCCAUCUUUUCCGAUCAAACCUCGUCUUAUCUGACGUCAUCCAUGCUUUCCCGCACGUCAUCAUCAUCUUCCUCCGCCGUGGGAGACUACAUCGGGACAGAGAGCUGCUUCGACGUCCUCUCCGCCGACGAAGUAAACGACGUAUUCUCCUCCUCCGAGUUUAUGAACCGGUAUCGUUACGGAGGAAGGAGGAGAGAGGAGAGAGCAGCUAGAGCCGCGGCGGCGCGUGAGUUUCCCCCGCCGAUAACGUUGCUUGCUCAGACGGAGAAUCUUCUCCCGCACAUGCCGUGGGUUUUGAAGCGUGUGUUGACGAGCGACGGGAGGCUUAUCCUGAGAGAAGAGAAGGUGCGUCAUCACGAGUACUUCCGUGCGCAUAGAUCUAAUGGACGUCUCACUCUCGACCUUGUUCCUCUAGACGAUGACGUUUUUGCACUUCCUCAAGAGCCCUCUCAUUACCAAUCUGAUGAUGAUAAUGAUAAUGAUCACGAUGAUGAUGAGAAUGAUCAGUGUGAUGAUCAACAACACGAGGUGGGGGAUGAUUUGGAUGAUCUGGCGGAUAAUGUUGAUAAGAGUGUCAUUAUUACUGCCACUGACGAUGACGAUAGUGUUAUCCAUAAUUGUGAUCAUGAUAAGGGCAAUGUGCAUGGUGGUAGUGAAGAUGGAUAUAGGAAAGCUAUAUUAGCGGCGGUGGCGGAUGAGACGGUGGUGGAGAGCGGAGGAGGAGGAUCGCCGAGAGGAAAGUGUUUGAAGUCUUGUUUUGUUGGUAUGAUAGUUCGAGAGAUCAGACCAGUUCUUCUUAGUUGAUUGCCCUGUUCUAAAAAUCGGCCGCUUAUUAGACGCCUGGACGCUACUCUUCCGUUCCGAUUUAUGCCAAAUCGGUUUAAAAAAUCGGAUAUCCGAUUUUCUUCGCCUAGACCACCUAAAUGACCGCCUAGCCGUCUAAUCUAUUUUUUAAUUAUUUUUUUUAUUUUAUAUUUUAUUUUUAAUAAUAUUUUUAUUUAUUUAUUUGAUCUAAAAUUUUGUAAAUAUCAUUUAUAUUCAUAAUUUUGAUAAAAAUUACACUAUAUUAAGUUUA
Molecule: messenger RNA, 1673 nt
Organism: Brassica napus (rape)
Lineage: Eukaryota; Viridiplantae; Streptophyta; Magnoliopsida; Brassicales; Brassicaceae
Exons: 1
Coding region: 524-1402 (292 amino acids)
Source: RefSeq, a predicted model, not a curated record